AUGGCGCCAGUACCAGAUACAUCAAAAGACAAUUCUACAGCAACCCAACAACUGAACACAAAGGAUGUUUCCACAACUAAUAAAUCGAUAGAGAAAGAGGAAGAAUUGAGUGAAGAAGAUCAACAAUUAAGAGAUGAAUUAGAAUUGUUAGUGGAAAGAUUGACUGAACCUGAUCAUAAUGAAAAAGAAUAUGAUGAAUUCUUAGAAUCAUUGAAAAAAUUCAUACAAGAGUCAACCACAUCAAUGACUGCAGUUCCAAAACCAUUGAAAUUUUUAAGACCAAGUUAUCCAUCUUUAACUGAAUUAUAUGAAAAAUGGUCUGAAAAAUACGGUCAAAGUAAUACAAUUGUUGCAAAAUUGGCAGAUAUUUUAUCAGUUUUGGCCAUGACUUAUUCAAAUGAAGGCAAAAAGGAAUCAUUGAAAUAUAGAAUUUUAUCAAAUGAUGAUACUAUAGCAGAUUGGGGUCACGAAUAUUUGCGUCAUUUAGCAUUAGAAAUUGGUGAAUCUUAUCAAGAAAAUUUGGGAGUAGAUGAGGAUUUAGUAUCAAAAUUAACCAAAUUAGCUUUAAAAAUUGUACCAUUUUUUUUGAAUCACAACGCAGAAGCAGACGCAGUUGAUUUAUUACUUGAAAUAGAAUCAAUAGAUAAAUUACCAGGAUUUGUUGAUGAUAACACUUACGCUAGAGCAUGUCUUUAUGUAACUAGUGUGGUUCCAUACUUAGCACCUCCAGAUGAUAUCUCGUUCUUAAACACUGCUUUUGCCAUCUAUUUAGCUCAUGGACAAUUGACACAAGCUUUGACUAUAGCCAUAAAAUUGGAUGACAACGAAUUGAUACAGCAAGUGUUUGAUUCUACAAAAGAUGAUUUAGUCCAUAAACAAUUAGGAUUUAUUUUAUCACAACAAAAUAGUAGCUUCAAAUUACCAGAUGACAAUCAAGAAGUACAAGAAACUAUAAGUAAUGUCAAAUUGGCAGAUUACUUUCAAUAUCUCAUAAAAGAAUUAAACUUAUUAGACCCAAAGGUUCCAGAAGAUAUUUACAAAUCUCAUUUAGAAAAUUCCAAAUUUGGUUUGGGUACAUCAGGUUCCAUUGACUCAGCUAAACAAAAUUUAGCUGCAGCAUUUGUCAAUUCAUUCAUAAAUCUUGGUUUUGGUAAAGAUAAAUUGGUACAAACUGAAGAAGAUAAUAAAUCCUGGAUAUACAGAACGAAAGGUAAAGGUAUGGUAUCUACUACUGCUUCAUUAGGUUCUCUUCAUCAAUGGAAUGUAAAUGAAGGGUUACAAGUGUUGGACAAAUAUACUUAUUCAGAUGAUCCGGAAGUUAAAGCUGGUGCAUUAUUGGGAACUGGUAUUGUUUCAGCAAAUGUUCAUGAUGAUGUUGAUGCUGCUCUUGCCUUAUUACAAGAAUACGUACAUGACUCAAACAAAUUAUAUCAAACUUCAGCGAUCAAUGGUUUGGGUAUAGCAUUUGCAGGUUCUGCUAAUGAAGAAGUUUUAAAUUUAUUAUUACCAUUGGUGUCGGAUUUAGAUGCACCUCUUGAAGUUUCAUGCUUAGCAGCGUUAGCUUUAGGUCAUACAUUUGUAGGAACUUGUCAUGGAGAUAUCACAUCUACUAUUUUGCAAACUUUAUUGGAAAGAGAUUUUACUCAAUUGACCAACAAAUUCAUAAAAUUUAUGGCAUUAGGGUUAGGUUUAUUGUAUAUGGGUAAAACCGAACAAGUCGAAGAUGUUUUGGAAACAAUUGAUGCUAUUGAACAUCCUAUCAGCAAAACUUUGAAAGUUUUGGUAAAUAUAUGUGCAUAUGCUGGAACUGGUAAUGUUCUACAGAUUCAAGCUUUAUUACAAAUGUGUACAGCAAAACCAAAGAGUCAAUUGGACGAAGAAAAAAAAUUAGAACAAUCUGAGGAAGAUCAACAAAAAGCUGAAGGAACAACCAACGUAGAUACAGAUGGGGAUAUUGAGAUAGAAGAUGCUGAAGAACAACCAGAAGAGAAAAAAGAGGAAGGAGAAGCUUCCAAAUCCGAAAAGAAAGAAAACGUGGAAGAUGAUGACGAUGAAAGUGACGAAGUCGAAGAAGAUGAGGAAUUAUAUCAAGGUAUUGCUGUUCUAGGAUUAGCAUGUAUAGCAAUGGGGGAAGACAUUGGACAAGAUAUGUCAUUACGUCAUUUCAGUCAUUUGAUGCAUUAUGGAAAUUCGUUGAUACGUAGAGCUGUUCCUUUAGCUAUGGGACUAGUAUCAGUUUCAAAUCCUCAAAUGAAAGUUUUUGAAACUUUAUCAAGAUAUUCUCACGAUCCUGACUUAGAAGUUGCACAAAAUGCUAUUUAUUCCAUGGGUCUUGUAGGUGCUGGUACUAAUAACGCUAGAUUAGCUCAAUUAUUAAGACAAUUAGCUUCAUAUUAUAUCAAAUCACCGGAAUCAUUAUUCAUGGUAAGGAUAGCUCAAGGUAUUUUACAUUUGGGUAAAGGUACUUUAACAUUAUCACCAUAUAACUUGGAAAGAACUGUUUUGUCAAAUACAUCAUUAGCAUCAUUGUUAACAGUUGCUAUAGCAUUGUUAGAUCCAAGAGCUUUCAUACUAAAUGACUCUACUAAUGAAACCACUCAUGAAUUAUUGUAUUAUUUAACCCCUGCAGUCAAACCAAGAAUGUUAAUCACAGUUGAUGAGAAUUUAGAACCAUUGAAAGUCAAUGUAAGAGUAGGUCAAGCUGUUGAUGUUGUUGGACAAGCAGGUAAACCAAAAACAAUUACAGGUUGGGUCACACAAUCAACGCCCGUGCUAUUAAAUUAUGGUGAACGUGCUGAAUUAGAAAACACAGAUGAAUGGAUAAGUUUGAGUAAUUCCUUAGAAGGAAUUGUAAUAUUGAAAAAGAAUCCAGACUUUAUGGAGGUAGAUACAUAA
This is a messenger RNA of Lodderomyces pseudojiufengensis, 2895 nucleotides long. RefSeq names its product proteasome regulatory particle base subunit (gene RPN1). Bases 1 to 2895 code for a protein of 964 amino acids. Gene Ontology annotation, molecular function: enzyme regulator activity. Gene Ontology annotation, cellular component: proteasome regulatory particle, base subcomplex; proteasome storage granule; nucleus. The transcript has a single exon. Lineage: Eukaryota; Fungi; Ascomycota; Pichiomycetes; Serinales; Debaryomycetaceae. The record is from RefSeq and is a predicted model, not a curated record. Gene Ontology annotation, biological process: proteasome-mediated ubiquitin-dependent protein catabolic process; regulation of protein catabolic process.